UAGUCACCUCCUUGCCUCUGUUUCCCCAAAAUCUCUCCUUUCCUCCGUUUCUCCCUUGACUCCCCUGCUCACUAAGAUCCCUCUUACUCUCAAACCAGCUUACAAGCACCUGUCCCUCAACUUCUUGCUCAUUAAUCCCUCCUCUGCUCCCUGACAAUAGCACCUGCUCAUCAAGAUCCUUCCUACUCUCAAAUGAUUUACCAAAACAACUUCUCACAAGCAUCUGUCGCACGUAACAAACUUAUACCCAAUUGCACUACAUUAGCAUAACAUCACCCUUUAACCCAAUACAAGGGAUGAAAGACACAAACCAGAAACAGAGGGAGACAAAUCCCAACAAAGCAAUGAAGCACACUUCAUCCCAAGGAUUCCAAGCAUAGAACCCAAAACCCUUUAUAUGGAACUAGAUCAUAGCUUUAUACGGUACUAAGCAUGAAACAUAACCGAUCAUGCUGAGGUGGGGGAUAUAUGAUUCUGAUUCUGAUGACAACCAGCCUGCACCUUCAAGAAAAUUGUUCAGCCAUGGAAGAUCACUACAUGCCAUUCUUGGAGGAGGGCAUGUUGCUGACAUACUGCUGUGGAAGAACAAGUAUUUAUCAGCAGGGAUCCUAACUGGUUUCACGGUUAUAUGGUUCCUUCUUGAAGUUGUGGAGUAUCAUGUUGUUACUCUUCUUUGUCACUUGCUCAUGCUUUUUAUGGCCAUCCUCUUCAUUUGGUCUAAUACCGCAGGAUUCAUCAAUAGAAAUCCUCCUGAUGUUGAUGAUAUAGAGUUGCCAGAAUCCACAUUGAAAUUCUUCUUUGGGCAAAUCAACCAAUUACUAUCAAAUUUAUAUUAUAUUUCAAGUGGGAAAGAUCUAAUAACUUUCUUUGUGGCCAUAGCUUGUCUCUGGAUAUUGUCAGCUUUGGGGUCACUAUGCAGCACUCUGACACUUUUAUAUAUUGUUUAUCUGUGCUUGGCGACAUUGCCAGUUUUGUAUGAGCGAUAUGAAGACCAGGUGGAUAAUUUUGUUGGAAGAAGCGGCCAAGAGAUGAAGAACUUGUUUGAAAAAUUUAAUACCAAAGUUCUUGACAAGAUCCCAAGAGGACCAACAAAAGAGAAAAAGCUGGCUUAAACAUGGAAUUUCUUAACCUGGAAAUGGUUUUCAGAGUGCAAAAAAUUUUCUCUGGGGAUCUCAGCUUGCAAAUUCAAGCUUUGUAUAGUUAAGUUGUCAAAAGAAAAAAGAUAGUUACAAAUUAAAGUGAGAAUUAUACAUGAUUGAAGUGCCCAUCAUUGUGUAAUUAAUUUGUUAGCAAGCAGGGAAUAUAAUUGCUAGAGAAAAUAGAAAAGCUUCUUUGUUUUAGAGAGCAAGCUUGAAGGUUGCAUCAUUGUGAGAAUUAUUAUAAAAUUUGUACUUGUAUAUGUAAUAAUACUCUUCAAUAUAAACUACAUAUGAAAAUGAUCACAGAAUUGAUUUUUUUGGCCAA
Messenger RNA from Hevea brasiliensis (rubber tree), 1464 nucleotides. RefSeq names its product reticulon-like protein B14. The transcript has 6 exons. The record is from RefSeq and is a predicted model, not a curated record. The coding region runs from base 450 to 1112 and encodes 220 amino acids. Lineage: Eukaryota; Viridiplantae; Streptophyta; Magnoliopsida; Malpighiales; Euphorbiaceae.